Molecule: messenger RNA, 3050 nt
Organism: Tuber aestivum (summer truffle)
Lineage: Eukaryota; Fungi; Ascomycota; Pezizomycetes; Pezizales; Tuberaceae
Source: the annotation of a GenBank genome assembly
AUGUCAGAGGACUCCCGCGGUCGCAUCCAAGACCCUCGAAUAAUCACUCGCUCCGCACGGAAACCUUCCCCCGGUUUAGCCGCAAGGAUUAAAAUGCUCGAAGCCGACGCGGAGAAACGCAACUGUUCUUCCACCAUCAACAACAACAACAACAACAACAACAACAACAACAACGUGAUGAGCAAAGGCAGGCUAUCACCUUCCCCCUCACCUCAUCGUAAAAUUUCGAGUGCUCCCUCCAACGGAAGCCUCUCGGCUGCCCCGAAACUAUCGAAAGAGUUGCCCCCCACGCCUGUCGAGGACGAUGAGGACGACGAAGAAUUCCACACUGUUAAAGGGGAUGGGGCCAGCAAAACCGGAGAUAACGACGAUGACGGUUCCUCUAGUGACGGAGAAGGGGGCCAUAACUUCUCUUCUGCCCUCCAGUCGCCAAACAAUUAUGAUGGCACUUUCAACCACGCUUCUAUUAUGAUGACCUCCUCGCCGCCGGGCUCUGCGAGACCGGAUACCUCAUAUUCCACUUGGACCGAGGAUUCCCGUAACGCCGCCCGCUUCUCAAAUGGCACCACCCUGGAGACACGGCCAGAAACGCAGACAGAGACACGGCACAACAAUAGCCCUUACAUAACUUCAUCUACGAGUCUACAGAGACGUGCCUCCGUGUUUUCGUUGUCCCGCGUUUCUUUUUCGGCACAGCUCUCACGACUGAUAUCGUUAUCACUCCCUCUGUCCGUGGAUAUUUCCUCUAAAAUACGGCAAUUACCGACUGCGAGGGAGGCCUGCAAUGCGCUCAUCUCGGCCGGAGAUCAGAUUAGUCGUUGGAUUGAUACCGCCAAGAAAGUCUUGCGUGGUCUAGAUGCCGAGGAUGAUGUUGAAUGGGCGGCUCAAGGGCGCGAGUCUCUUAACGAGGUUGACGCUGCGAUUGGCAAGUUCUCUGGUUUGGUCAAUGUUUACGUCGAACUCAUUGACGAGCUACAGAAUAGAGAGGAUUCCGAUGAGGUGGAAAAAGUACUGGUUGAGAUUCUUAAAAGUAUGGAAGAGGUUAUGGAUGGGUGGAAUGAGGUUAAGGUCGUCCUGAAGGGUGUGAAGGAUCAGGUCGAGACUGCGAUGGAAUGGACAGAGCUGUGGACCAUGAUUUUACAAGAUAUCCAGGCGGAAUUGGACGCGUGCCAGACAAUAGUCUUUGAAGAGGAGGAAAAGCGACAUCGGAGCAUGAUGGAAGACACCAGCGCAGUGGAUCUGGAUGCUCUGGAGACCAUAAUCGAGGAAACGCCUAUAUCGGCUCUGCCCAAAGUUGCCAGGUCCGGAGGAGAAGAAGAGAGCUCAUUGCUAGGACUGAUGGCGAGGAUGCAGCCUUUGAGAGUCAGCUUGGACUUCCUCCCCAUGAGACUGCAGAGCUUCCAGGCCAGAGCUGAGGGAAUCUUUCCCAGCGCCUGCGAAGAUUUGGCGGGCCGGCGAAACGCCUUGGAAAAGAAGUGGAAGAAAUUGGAUAGCGACGUUGAGGGGCUGAAGAAAGAGUUGGGCGAAGACAAAUGGGUUGCGCUAUUUAGGAACGCUGGCGUGCAGACGGCUAACAUGAUGUCAAGUGUGGAGAGGAGCCUGAAGAAAUUGAGAGACGCAGUUACAGUAUGGGAAGAGAGCGAGGGGAGGAUCGACAGUGAUUUGGCGUUGAAGAUUCAGAAUUAUGAAGCAAAGAAGGUGCAUUACGGUACGUUCUCUUUCUUAAGCCUCCUAUUUUCAUACUAGUGGGCUGACGGGAAUAUUGUGUAGGAUCUGCAAUUGAACGGGCGUUAGGACUUAUUACCAAGGGAGUCCGUGAUAGGAUAACCGUUAAUGGGGAAAUUAUUCGUCUCGACGCGGCUAUGCGGACACGUUGGAAGGCUCUUGAGGAUGGGAUGGCUGAUAUGGAACAGGAUAUGAAUGAUCUUGGUUUGAAUGUGCAGACACUUCGGGAUUCUUUCUCUUCGGUGACCUCCCUUGAGGUACGCUCCUACGGAGGCUCGGGAAUAAUCACUCCCGGUAGCUCCCCAGCUAGCUCAGUCGUCAUGGCUACCUCUCCCGGAGGGAUUGAGAGAAAGCGAUCGCCUCCGUCAGCUGCCAGGUCGCCAAGUGGAGGUGCAAACGCCCGGCCUAGCCCUCAGCCCAGAGCUAGCUCGAUCCCGAAGAAAAGCCAAUAUGCUAGGCUUUCCUCAACAGGGUCAGUCGUUGGUGCAUCGGUACGUAGCCCACUUUCACCCAACACAACUGGGAUGGCUAGAGUCUCAUCUACCCCGGGAACCUAUCAGACUCCACCCGCAGCUCGUAGGUCUUCCUCGUCAUCCAGCUCUAGCGGCAAGCCGGCAGACAACCGACCAAGGUGGAACUCCUCAACAAACACCAACGAUAGCCCAUUCGGGCACAAUUUUAAGCCCCUGAACCUCACCACCCCAAGCCCAUACCGCAAGAACCUCCCAAAUACCAACCGGAUAACCAGCCCCACCCUCUCCCUUCCCACCUCCCCCGGAGCCAGCAGAAUCCCCGGUCCAAGCCCGCUGACUUCCACAUCCCUCCCGGGCUCCCCCCUCCUCCCAGGAGCCCGGAAAUCCAGCGGCGGCAUCUUUCAUAAGUCCCCCAGCCCAGCACCGAGGCUAGCCCCCGCUGCCGGCGGCCGCCAACACCCGGAACUUCGCCGCCAAGCAAGCAUGAGCCACCUCCGCCACCAAUCUCGUGACCAGACCCACCUCUCUUCGCAGGAGUCUAUAACCUUAAGCACCAUCUCGCACUCCACCUACGCCGAAGAGAAGGGUCGUGAGAGAGAGGAGCGGCAGGACUUGCGUGAUAAGGAGAACGCAAAGCGUUGUGCGAGCAGUAGGCCUGCUAGUGCUAUGGCUAGCGCGAGGAGCAAUCGUACGAGCAUGCUACCGAGACCGACAACACCAGGGUCAGGGUCAGGGUCGGGGGCGUUGGGAGCGGGGAAGAGGAAUAGCAUGCCUCCUGGGACAACGUUUGCGCAGCAGCAACAGCAGGGGGCGGCGAAGGCAGAUAAUAGACCGAGAUGGAGGUUAAAGUAG